CUUUCAAAUUAUCUGUGUGCCAGAUACACUUUGAAGAUCUGUUUUCAAAGGGUUGAUUCGCUAUGGGGUCGGUCAUAACAAUUCCAUUCACGUUUGCUUUGGGAUUAAUUUCAGUGACCCCGUCAGAUUUCUUCUAUUGGUGCAAAUGGAUCCUCUCCUACAUUUAUAUUGAAGUCAACAAAAGAUUUACAACCAGGAGAUUUGAUCUUUAUGAUAAAGAUGCACUGGACGAUGCAGCGAAGCUGGGAUUUAUUGUGCCAGCAGAGGAAUACGUUUAUGAAGCUCCUUACGAUGAAGCUCAUCUACGAAAAGCAGAAGACGAAAUAAUUUGCUAUGGAGUGAACUCUAAACCGGAGCGUCUUCUGGUCAAUAUUUCAAGGCGCAGCGAUCAGAAAGCAGAUGCUUGCGUUUACCUGAAAUUAGAAUCUGGCAAAACGUACCGUUUGCAAAAGACUGGACAUUUUCAACAGUCUUCAACUGAUAAGACUGUCUUUUCCUGUGGAGAUCUCCAAAUAUCCUAUACGUGUCCCAUGAGGCGAUGGCGAAUAUUUUACAGCGGGUAUUUGAGGGAGACGACCGAAAAUGAUGAAAAGGGACGUAUGGUAUACGUAAAAUUUGCAUUAAGGUGGCGGGCUUCUUCGGAUGUCUUUGACGCCACAUCGGAUUUAAACUCAUACGCACUUGCUGAUGCUGUUGCUAAAGCCAACUGGAAAUCAGCGUAUCCUCCGCUAGACAAGCUCAAAAAUGCAUUGAAUUUUUACAUACAGUCAGGUGUUAUACACGGAACUGUAGAAGUGGAAGGAGAACCAGAACAUGAGAUCUAUUUAUUUGGCCAGAGACUCAGAAAUUUAGGUGAUGUUUCAAGCAUAAAAGAGGCUGAAAUUGAACAUAUGAUGGGCUACGUCUAUCAGCAUGGAGCUUUCGUUUAUAUGGGCAAAGCUACGAUAAAAAACGUUGUAAAAGAUUUAUGCUUUGGAUUCGCCAUUCAAGCGGAUACAGCUCUUAAAAUACUGGAAAAGAUAACUAUAACAAUUAUAGAUUCAAAAGAUUUGAAAUUUAUGCUUUCUACAUUUUGGAAGGGUCGGAAUUAUAAGCUCAGCGGAUCACUGACUAGUCCUUUGUUGCAAUAUAGUAAUAAAGGAGGAGAAAUAGGAACUUCAGUUAGGAAAUACGGUUUUUAUGUAAAUGGCAAGAGAGGAAGUGGUUUCUACUUAGGAAGGAAACUUUCAGAUUCUCUGAAGCACAAAACUCCAAAAAUUAUAGCACCCGAAGCUCCAAUACCAGUGUCGCCAUUAGCGGUCCCCUUUACGAAUGAAAUAUGUCAACUGUCAGAUGUGACGGGAGGGAAAGGAUCCUCACUAGGAAAACUGACAAAGUUAAGCAAGAAUCUCCGGACAUUUAUCGUGCCUAGUGGAAUAGUUGUCACUACUUCAGCUUACAAAAAUUUCGUCACCAAAGGAAUUCUUGCAAAGAUAAAACUUUUGGAAGACGUUGUGUACAGUGGAAAUUCAGCAGAAGAUGUCAAAGAAGUAUGUCAAAAUGUCUGCGAAGAAGUUGAAAGAACAGUAUUUCCCAAAGGAAUACGAGAAGCCAUAGAAAUAUCGCUGAGAAAAACCUUUGGAGGACAAUAUCAGUCUAAAAAAUUUGCCGUUCGAUCUUCAGCCACUGGUGAAGAUACUGAACAGAUGUCUGCCGCUGGUCAGAUGGACACAUUAUUAGGCAUCUCAGGAAUGAAUGAAAUUUUGCAAGCCGUAAAGAAGUGCUGGGCUUCCCAAUUUGGAUUCGUUGCAAUACAGUAUAAAAGGCGUUAUGGUCAGUGUUUGAAUUCCCCCAUGGCUGUGGUCAUUCAGGAGAUGGUGCCUUGUGAUGUUGCUGGUGUGCUAUUUACCUGCGAUCCUGUGACAGGAAAUCCAACAGUCAUGACUAUAACUGCCAACUAUGGUUUAGGAGAGAGUGUCGUGUCAGGAUCAGAAGAGCCAGAUACAAUUGAACUACAAAGGGAUCCCGAAGAUCAACUUACUCUAAAGAGUACAACAAUCGGAGCGAAAAGCAGGAAGAUCAUUGCGAAAGAUGUAGAAGGUAUUACAUUGGAAGAAGUUCCGGAAAAUGAGAAAGGAAAUUGUUGUUUAUCAGUAGAAAUGAUAAUGCGACUGGGCCAGCUUGGGAUUGAAGUUGAAAACUAUUAUCGCUCCCACAGGGACAUUGAAUGGGGCUUCUGGAACAACAACCUUUACCUCUUUCAGUCCCGUCCAGUUACUAGUGGCACAAAUGAAACAAUAUUCGAAAUAGAGCAUGAACUGGAUGGUCCUCUUAGACUAGAAAAUGAUUAUUUAACAGUCUCACACAUAGCGGAGGUAAUGCCAGGAGCAACUACGCCUUUAGGAAUGGAGACCUUUUUCAAGAUAUUUGAUAUUGGAUUUCUGGAAGAACAAACAGAGUGGCUGUUUCCUUCUGGGUGCCCGUAUUUCCGUUGCUCUUGGGAGACUUUCUAUAAUCACUUCAUGUUUAGAAUGACAGAUGUUUUCCGUGGGCAACAUUCGGAUAACAUCGAUUACUUCUCUCAAGCAACUAUGAUAGCAUUUUUCGGCAGAAUACUCAGCGAUGAAGAAUUAUUUCAAGUGUGCAGAGACCGGUUCAGAGACUUCAAAAAAGAAGCUUCUCUGACUGAAAUGGCGAAACUCGUGUUGAAUGCUGGUAAAAGAAUUCGGAAGAUGGAGAAAACUUAUGCUAACUACCGAAUUCCAUACGAGAAACAUAAAACAUCGAAAGAACUCUAUGAUUACCUCAUGCGCUCUUGCUCCCAGCUGUGCGAUGUUUUCGUCGGGCACGUGAAGGUUUCUCAAGCAUCGACGUUGUGGAAUAUGUUCAUUUUUACGGUCCUCGGGAAAGCAAAAAAAGGAUUUGACGAUGAUGUUUACAGAGAUUUUUCUUCUCUCAUGACCACCAGCAGCGAUGUGAUAAGUGCUGAUGUACCCGCAGCUAUUCAGAGCCUUGCUUACUACCUCUCCGAGGCUAUCAGUGCAGAAGAAUUCAAGAAAAUGAGCGUUGAAGAGGCGUUAAAUUGGCUACAAAGAACGCCAGCAACAGUUGGUAAAAAAUUUAAGCAGUUUACGGAGACACAUGGACAUAGAUGCUUGCGAGAAUUCGAUGUAUAUUCAUUACCAUGGGGGACUGAUCCAAAGCCAUUAAUUAAAUUGCUACAGAAUCUGGCUGGAAGUGUAUCUCAGGACGCCGCGAAGAAUUUGGAUAAUUCUAACGAAAGAUUGUCUAAACUGUCUGUGUCUCUUGGAUUGUUUUCCAGAUUAAUUUUAAAGUUUUUGUUGCCAUACAGUCGGCAAGGUGUGCAAAGACGGGAAAAGACUAAGUCAAUGAUGAUAAAAGGACUCGACGAAUGGAGGAAAGGGCUUAGAUACCUUGCAAGACUUAUGGUUUCCGAAGGACGCAUUCCGGAAGAAGAUCUUUUAUUUUUCAUGACUUAUGAAGAAAUUCAAGAAUUACUGAACACGAGAUCACCGAAAAUAAUAGCCAGGGCAGUUCAAAGACAAAGACGUUACCCAAUCAUGGACAAGUACAUAUUUCCUGAAAUUAUAAAAGGUGUACCAAAGCCAAUUAAUUUAAUUGACACUCCCAUUGUUGCUACUGAUGAAAGUAUUAUGAUGAAAGGUAUUCCCAUUUGUCAAGGCAUAGCGGAAGGUUUCGUUCGUGUUGCUCUUAUAUUAGAAGAAGCAGCGCAGUUAAAGCCGAAAGAAAUUAUGUUGACAUACAGUACGGAUAUAGGCUGGACGCCUUACUUCCCAACGCUGGCUGGAGUUGUUACGGAAUUGGGAGGACUCAUUUCUCACGGUGCCGUCGUCAGUAGAGAAUAUGGCAUACCUUGCAUAGCAGGAAUGCACGGGGCAACGAGAAAAUUUCAGACAGGAGAUUAUGUGAGACUAGAUGGUAAUACCGGUGUAUUGCAGAAAAUACCACCUCCAAAAGAUAUAGUAUUCUAGUGAACAGAAGUAUUACUUCCCAUAAGAAGACAAGGAUUCUAGCAGGAGUUCAUUUAAUUAUAUAUGUAAUCAACUUAUAACAGAAAACUAUAGAUGUUUAAAAUGUGUAGUGUUCACUUUACAGUACAAAAAGGAGUUGAAAAUAAGGGCUUUUGAGGAAAGGAAUAUUGCAAGAAAUCGUUUCACGAAACGUGCGAAAACACAAAUUUAAAACAAAUACGUCCUUAUUCCACAUUUGUGAAAAAUGAAAAUUUAUCACUUGUGUAAUUAUUUAUAUAUGUAAUUAUGCAUUAUUUGUGAAAAAAAUACUAGUAUGAUUAUUGAUCUUUUUUCUUCAGUUUUAGGAAGUUCAAAAAAUAUUAUUUAUGAAAUAAAAUAUCAUAUUUAUUUACUUUAUUAAAAAAACGCCAUGUAUAUUAAUUUUGGAGAAUAUCAAUACACCAUCCUUUAUCUUUCCAAAAUUUAUUCCAUUCGUUAAUGCAACAAAGGUUCAAAAAAUAACAUCUUUUAAAUUAUGUAAAUUGAUUCAUUAUGUCACCUUCCAUUUUAACAUACAAAAAGUGAAGCAUAUUAUAAGAGUACAAUUACUUGUAAGCUAUUUCUACAGCCUUCUUAGCAUGCUUUCGUGGUGUAAAGCCUUCGUGGUCAGCACACUCGGCGCGUAUUCGAGAGGUCCGAGUUUCGAGUCCCGGGGUGGGCAUUGCACAUUUUUCAUAUAUCCUGUUUCAAAAUAACCUAAUGUCUGUACAGUAGCGCCUGAAUUAAAAAUGAGGUGGACGAAGAUUCUCCACCACCAGGCAAUUGGGCCCCCUAAUCCUCAGUCGCCCUUUACACGGGGUAAGUAUAUAAGGUAUUUCUCCCGCUUUCUUAGCAUACCUUAGUGGUGUAAUGUCAGCACGCUUAGCACGUGUUCGAGAGGUCCGUGGUUCGAGUCCCGGUGAGGGCAUUGCGCACUUUUUAUCUCUCCUGCUUUCAAAAAAUACCUAAUGUCUCUAUAACCUAAUAGAAGUACAAAUUUAAAGUAUGAAUAAGAACAAAAAAAUUGAGAAAUAUCUAAUGUUUUCAAAAUAAUUUACCUGUUGUGUAAUUUGAAAUGAAAGAGGCAAUACGUCACUCUGAGAUCGUAUGAAAGGGAAUCCAGAUUAAGUCGCACGAAUUGUAAUAUUGGUCUACGCGGAAAUAUUUGUUUAUAGAUUCUUCGGAAAGUUCAAAAUUUUAAGAUUUUUAAAUGCAUAUAAACAGUUAAUAUCCCAAACAAGUAUUCAAAUAAGCAAAAAAUAGACAUUCAAGCAAGCGAAAAUAAAUAUUUAAAUAAGCAUAAUUUCUUUGCAGUAGACAAAAUGUGCAUCAGGGGAGUUCACAAUAAAUUUCAUUAAAUAUAGUAUGCCACAGCAUCUCAUCGUUAAAACGAAACUCCUAUAUUCCGAAUAGAAAUACAGCGAUGAGAUUUAUAGUGUUACAGAGUUAAGUUCUAUCACAUUCAAAUAAUUAAAAAAUUGCAAGCUCUUAAUUUACAAUAUUCAGAACUGUUUAUUAAAAUAAUUCUGUGUUUAGCAAACUUUUAAUUCUUACUUUUGAUGAAAAACGCAAAAUGCACAUAAAAUAAAUAAACUAAAUAAUAAAUAUAAACUAAAUAACCUUAAAAUAAAUCUGUACGUCAACAAUACAUAAUUCAUCUCCUCAAAGAUAAAACUAUGCAAAAUAAUUGGAAUUAAUUGUAUUUUAAAAUCUCAAAAUGAUACCAUGUAGCGUAGUAUUCAGUAAUAGUUGAAUAAGUAAACAGGAACCAAUUUACUGAAUAAAAUAAUUCAUAAUUUAUAAAUCCAAACAUAUAAUUGCGCAUAAUUUUUAUGAAAUAAUUAAUAGUGAUACCAGUAUAAUUAAUGUCUCAUUAGCCAGCGAUCGGAAAUAGUGGUAAAAACUGGUAGUUCGACUCGGGUUUGAGUCCCGUCGAUAGGGGCUAGGUGCGUGGGAUUUUUCAUAAUUUUCUCCAUGUGUUAGGCUCGUACUAAUUACCGGUUUUCUUCUUAAAAAAUUCUCUACAGUGGCAUUCCUCCUUUCAGGCAAGUAGUUCUGCAUGCUUUGCCGGAAUUCAAAUAAAUUUUGAUACUAAGUCAUUAAAAGAAACGACAGCUCUAAAGAUAUUCAUAAAAUCUAGAGUAAAAUUUAUGUAAACUGGCUAUUGUUUCAGUAUAUGAUAUUAAUAAGAAUUAUUAUUGAAUCCCAAGUACAUACCAUUCAAUGAUUCGCCUUUAAAAUGUAGCUCAUUAUUUAAUAUAUUUCAAAAUGUUUUGUUCUUAGAAACAGCUAAACACUUUAAAGCAAAUUCAGUUAAAUAAAUUCAAACCUUUUAUUUUUACGGGUAGUCAAAAAACAUGCUGUCAUAUGAUCGCUGACACAUCCAAUACAAUGAACAUAAGAUAGCAAUUAUGAUACUUGGCAUUUUUAGCAGUUUGCAUAUUACUGCAAAUUGUGCAUUUAUUUAAAUACUAUGUAUUCAAAUUUUGUCAGUUUUAUUAACUAAUUUGCUGAAGCAAUACUUCUAUCUGCUAAUAGCUGUGGUAUUCAUGUACAAAUAAUACAUGAAAUACGUACAGAAUUUCUUAUAAAUGAUAGUUAGUUCUGGUAUACUUACUUUUAUUUUGGUCCUCUGUCUUUAACCAAAGGAUUAAAUAAAAAGUCCAUAUUAUUGUACUAUU
Stegodyphus dumicola is the source of this 6691-nucleotide messenger RNA. RefSeq lists its product as uncharacterized. Gene Ontology annotation, biological process: phosphorylation. Gene Ontology annotation, molecular function: ATP binding; kinase activity. The record is from RefSeq and is a predicted model, not a curated record. NCBI's taxonomy places the organism in Eukaryota, Metazoa, Arthropoda, Arachnida, Araneae, Eresidae.